CCGUGUGGCCAUGUGUGUCACCUGCCUGGUGAAUGAUCAUAUUCUUGCAGAUAACCUGCCAAGUUUUUUUCAAGUUAAACGCCGACGGCUUAUAUUCCAUAUACGGAAACAAAUCCGAUUCAACUGGCUCGAUCAGAAAACCAGGGACAUGAGUGCAGAGAACAACAAGCUAUCUAAGAAGAGGGCGACACAAGCACAAGCAUGAUCAUAUUCUUGCAGAUAAUCAAUGCAAGGAGUAAGACAGUGCUAUAAAAUUAAACCGGUUUAUUUUCAAGCACCGGUGUUUAUUUCUAUACUAGAGGUGUCUAAUUAAGCACCACCUGUCCGAUAGAACACAAGCACCAAUGCUUAGACAAAACCCGAUUUUCUUUGCAUUGAACAUGCUCUUGGCAGUUCUUCUAUCAAAAGACAACUUGAAACCUGGAAGGAGGAGACCCACACGACUUUAUCUCCCUGAUAAUCUACCACACACAGUUUUAUUCUCAACCUUGCUAUCCCAAACAUUAACAAUACUCGACUUAUAACACCUCUAGCUGCCCGCUGUCAAGCUGCUGCCUGCCCUUUUUCACCGGUUAGCUACUACGCGGUCCAUCCUAGCGUUGAGCAGCCAGUGACAGAUGAGCUCGCGGCAAAAAGAUGUCAAGAGAAGUUCCACUCCGAACUCUCGCCUUCGCAUGCUAAUUGCAAACUCACAGUUGAACCAAUGUCAUGCUUGGAUAUCGAAGUUUUUUUUUUCUCCCGAAAAGUUCUUUGUGAAGUUUCUAUGAAUUUCCCUAAAAAAAAGCUUCUAUGAAUUUAUCAUGCUCCAAUCUACAAUUUUUUUGUUUUUCACUUGUGAGAACUGAGUCCGAGUGCAUCUAGAAUCGUGUGGUGGUUGUAAAAAAAAGUAGAUCACUCCACCCAGGGACGUUUUUUUUUUCGUACCUCGCAUUACAAAACUACCAUCCUCGGUCAGCCUUCUAUACCUUUCUUUAAUUUCAAGGCUUCUUGAAAACCCAGAAUUCUAAAGAAUGAAAAAAAACAAUAGGAAAAAAGUAGGACUGAAAUGACAGUAAUGUUGAAUCUUACAGAAAACCAAUCAUGAAAAUUGUGCAAAAGGGUGGGUUGGAUACUUCACAUGAAUUGGAGAUAAGGUCCAUUCAAGACAGAAAUGAAAUUCUACGCUAGGACUAACCUCUUGUCUAGAAUCCAAUGAAAUCAGAUUGUAGGAACGCUGACCAUUUAGUUUUAGUGGUUUCAUUCCUUUGAUAAAAAACCAAAAAAUUUCAUUCCAAGUUAACUUCAUUAAAUUUUACAAAAAUUCAUUGCAAAUCCUUCGAUCUAAAGAAGCCCUUAAUGUAAGCAGGGCAUACCAUUCUGUCUCACAGGAAUUCUUUUUCCAUGUUUGAUAAAAAGAAAACUCCCAUGCACGUUUUGCUACAUAUUGUGCACGUUAUACUUAUUUCUUUCUAGGAACGCUGCAUGUGAGGCCCACCUCUUAUGUUUCAAAUAUAAAAAAAGAAGUUAGUUUCAACUGAACUAACAGCCAAUAUGCACCAAAAAUAGACUUCCAAAAAUAGAAACACCGCCCUACAAAUUAAACCGUCGUUUGUCCACAGAACUCACCUCCUCCCUCCCCUGCCUCGUCUCCGCGCAAAGGACCAACGGUACAGCCGACCCUACCGUCGGCGUAUCGUUGGUCCGAUCAAAGACGCGGAGCAACAACACAACCCAAGGGAACACCGCCAAGAAAGAAUUCGACCGGCCAGCCAUGGGAUUGUUCAUCCGCAGGAAGUUCUCCAAGCAGACCGGCAAGCUCAAGUCCCUCCUGGAGCUCGCCCUCUCGCGCGUGGCCAUUGCCCGACGGCCGCGCCUUGCUCGCAAGUCCAUUGCCUCCGGCGACGUCUGCCAGCUCCUUGCCCUCGGCCAACUCGACCGUGCUGUCCACCGGGCAGAGCAGGUCAUACAGGAGGACAACAUGCUGGAGGCGCUCGGUAUCAUAGAGCUCUACUGCAAGUGCCUCGUCGAGAAAGCUGCGCAGUUGGACAAGCCCCAGGAAUGCAGUGAGGAGAUAAAAGAGGCGACCGCCGGCAUCAUAUUUGCUGCCAAGUGGUGCAACGAUCUGCCGGAGCUGCAGUUUGCCCGCAAGAUCCUCACGGACAAGUUUGGCGAUGAUUUCGCUGCGGAGGCCAGAGAAGGCACCGCCUUCGUUGAUCCCAUGCUGGUGUGGAAGCUGUCCGGAGACACAACAAACAUGGAGCUGAAGAAGAAGGUGACCAAACAGAUCGCCGCGGAGAACGAUAUGUCGGUCGACUUCUCACAUCCCAUAUGAGCAACGGAGGAUGGUAACUGUUUACCAAUGUUCCACAGAGUCAAGAACUUGUCGUGCAAAGACCUCAUGGACGAAUGUUCAGAGUCAGACGAUGGGUCGAUGACCAUCCUCGCUCAGGCAGGACGAAUCCUUCGGACUGGAGUGCGGCGAUGAGAAUGCAUGUAGCAUUUCGAACUUCCAUGGAUCGGUUGAUAAGCUGCUGAAGCUGAAGAUGGUGACACCUUUGGCGCGCACAAGAAGAUGAAGUACUUGCUCUGCAUCUGGCUAAAAAAUGUACCAAUUUGGAUGGGGGCAAUGCCAUGUGUACGUCCAAAGUUACUAUCGGGGGAGGGUCGUGGAGAACCAAGGCUCGUUGUAAGUUGUAGCAAGCGAAAGGGAAGACAAUUAUAUUUCACCCUUACAGUACAACUAUGGAAUUUGAAAGUUUUUAACUUCUAAUUGAUUCGUGUAAGCCGAACUCGGUUAGAAGGGGUGUCCA
Molecule: messenger RNA, 2789 nt
Organism: Brachypodium distachyon (stiff brome)
Lineage: Eukaryota; Viridiplantae; Streptophyta; Magnoliopsida; Poales; Poaceae
Exons: 4
Coding region: 1751-2311 (186 amino acids)
Biological process (GO): protein transport
Source: RefSeq, a predicted model, not a curated record